This is a messenger RNA of Agrilus planipennis (emerald ash borer), 1618 nucleotides long. RefSeq names its product cytochrome b5-related protein-like. Gene Ontology annotation, cellular component: mitochondrion. Lineage: Eukaryota; Metazoa; Arthropoda; Insecta; Coleoptera; Buprestidae. The record is from RefSeq and is a predicted model, not a curated record. Bases 72 to 1484 code for a protein of 470 amino acids. The transcript is spliced from 5 exons. Gene Ontology annotation, biological process: lipid metabolic process. Gene Ontology annotation, molecular function: heme binding.
AAUAUGGAAAAUGGAGGAUGGAGAUAGCACAGUCGAUAAAUAUUGAACGAACCUCAACUGACUAAAAGUUUAUGAAUUUCAUUUUCCAUGUGCUGUUAUUUUUAAAAUCUAACGUAAUGCCUCCAAAAGAUGGAAAUGAUGAGAAUCAACCCUUCAAAUCGAGCUUAGGAAUGAGAUAUCCUACUCUCAGGGAAUACCCUAUUAAGACUGGAGACGUGUGGAUACAAGGCAAAAAAAUGGACGAUGACUACCGGGACCUUUGGAGAAUUCACGAUGGACUUUAUGAUCUUUCCAGUUUUGUAAAUUCUCAUCCUGGAGGAAGCGACUGGUUAGAGUGGACGCAGGGUACAGAUAUAACAGAAGCAUUUGAAGCCCAUCACAUAUACACGGGUCCUGAAAAGCUUCUCCAAAAGUUUUUCGUCAAAAAAGCCACAACACCUCGAGACGCACCAUUUCAUUUCAAAGAAGACGGAUUUUAUAAGACUGUUAAGAGAGAAGUACGAGAAGCACUGAAAGAUAUUCCAAAAUGGCCAGCCAUAUUGUCAAAUAUCUAUACGGACCUUUUACUAACAGGAUACAUUGUUUGUGCAAUUUUAGCAGCAGCUAAUAACAGCUAUUGGAUUGCUACGUUGGCAGGAGUGUUUUUGGGAACAGUUACCAUUGCGUCACACAAUUACAUUCACCGAAGAGCAAAUUUCAGAAUGUACUACUUGAACUUUUCAAUGAUGUCUUGGAGAGAUUGGAGAAUAACUCACGUAUUAAGUCAUCAUCUUUAUCCCAACACUAUAAAUGAUCUGGAACUUGCAGUUUUAGAGCCCAUGUGUCAAUAUCUCCCUUGGGCCAAAAGUAAAUGGUACUUAAAACUAGCAUGGUGGUAUCAACCGAUAUUUUACGCAAUUUUCUUCAUAGUUGGUCAUGUAAAAGGGAUGGUUCAUAAACUUCUUUGGAAAAUUGGUCUAGUUCCAUACAAGGCGCCACUGUACUGGGACGACUUUUUAGCGUACGUCGUCCUACUUGUAAUGUACUGGUUCAAUAGCUCCUUUCAAAAUGUGUUAUUGAUUUACCUCUACAUGUUCUUAGUCGCAGGGUCACAUUUUGGCAUAACGGCUAUUAACGCUGCUCAUAGGGACCCGGACAUAUUUCUCGAUGGAGAUGCUCCUAGGCCACUUCCAGAAUUGGAUUGGGGAGUUUACCAAUUGGAUACCGUCAUUGAUAGAUCAGACGUUUCAAAAUUCCAACUCCUUGUUCUAACCAGUUUUGGAGAUCACGGGUUGCACCAUUUGUUUCCAACAUUGGACCAUGGUUUACUAAAAUAUCUUUAUCCAAUAUUCAACAGAAAUUGUGAGAAAUUCGGAGCUAAUUUAUUGUUCAGAACCCACUGGGAAGUGAUGAAGGGACAUUUUGCACAGCUACUGAGAACUGAACCAAAACCCACACCACCAAAACCACUCAAAUUGCUACCAACCGAUAAAAAGGAAGAAUAAAAAUUUAAAUUACUACUGGAUCUAACUACGUGCUUAUUUGUCUACUAAUGUAUCUCUAGAAUCGAUACUUAUAAUUUAUGAAUUGUAAUAAUUGUUAUAAAAGAAUAAUAAUAAGCAUAGAAUCUUUCAGUUCA